Molecule: messenger RNA, 2399 nt
Organism: Solea senegalensis (Senegalese sole)
Lineage: Eukaryota; Metazoa; Chordata; Actinopteri; Pleuronectiformes; Soleidae
Product: EH domain-containing protein 2-like
Exons: 6
Coding region: 397-2031 (544 amino acids)
Biological process (GO): endocytosis; endosomal transport
Cellular component (GO): cytoplasm; plasma membrane
Molecular function (GO): GTP binding; calcium ion binding; protein binding
Source: RefSeq, a predicted model, not a curated record
GUGGCCAGUGUUGUUUGUGGUUUUCUGCACAUAAACAGAAGCAUUGAAAAAAUAGACACAGGGUGUAAUGCAAGACUUUCAAAACUCCGGCACUGCCAUAUCCCCACAAUGUGAUUAGAAGAAACGUUCAGCAUGGAUUUUGCCAAGAUUGUCCCUACUCAGCAACAAGAAGUGAACUCCACUCCACCCUGUCCCUCUCGACACUGGCUUUAUGUUAGGUGCAGCUGCAGACUCUGGUUACACCCUCUCCACCCUCUCAAUGUCCCGCUGCACGAUGGAGCAGACAGCUGUGAGAAUCUGAUAAUAUUCCUUGUGCACAUUCCUCAGUCAUUCACUUUGGUCUUAAAAGGGUAAGCAGCUUCUUCACUGAGACAUCUAGCACAGAAGUUCGCAGUCAUGUCCAUGCGGAGGCUCAGGAGAAACCCUAAAACACUGGGGGACAUCAACAUGGUGACAGAGGAGCUGAAGAAUCUUUAUUAUAAGAGGCUGCUGCCGAUAGAGAAACACUACUCUUUCCAUCACUUUCACAGCCCAAGCUUCGAGGAUGCAGACUUUGACAACAAACCAAUGGUGCUGGUGAUGGGCCAGUACUCAACAGGAAAGACAACUUUUAUCAGGUAUCUCAUAGAACAAGAUUUUCCUGGCAGCAGGGUUGGGCCAGAGCCAACCACUGACUGCUUCAGUGCCCUCAUGUAUGGAGAAACAGAAGGAAUCAUCCCUGGCAAUGCCCUCACAGUGGAUCCAAAAAAGCCCUUUCGCAACCUUGACCCCUUUGGAAAUUCUUUUCUGAACAGGUUUCAGUGUGUUCAGAUGCAAAACAAAGUUCUUGAAAAUAUCAGCAUCAUUGACACACCGGGAAUCUUAACUGCUGCCAAAAGAAAACUGAGUCGAGGCUAUGACUUCCCAGCAGUGUUGCGCUGGUUUGCAGAACGUGUGGAUAGAAUCAUCCUGCUGUUCGAUUCACAUAAACUGGAGUUCUCCGAUGAGCUCACUCGAGCUUUUGGGGCUCUGAGUGGCUAUGAGGACAAGUUGCGUGUAGUUCUCAACAAGGCUGACAGGGUGGACUCACAGCAGCUCAUGAGAGUGUAUGGCGCCCUCAUGUGGUCACUGGGGAAAGUGUUUAAAACCCCAGAGAUCCUGCGGGUUUUCAUUGUGUCUCUCUGGUCAGAGCCGAGGCAGGUGUGUGACCACUAUCAGCUGAUAGAGCUGGAGGAGGAGGAUCUUCUGGCCGACAUAAGGAACCUGCCGCGCUAUGCUGCAGUGCGCAAACUGAAUGACCUGGUGAAGAGGGCACGCUUAGUGAGGGCUCACGCACACAUUAUCAGCUACCUUAAGCAGGAGAUGCCAACCAUCUUUUGCAAAGAAAGCAAGAAGCACAAUCUGAUUUACCAGCUCCCUGUGAUUUUCAGCAAGAUCCAACAACAGCAUCGAGUCCCAGCUGGCGACUUCCCUGACUGCACCAAGAUGCAGGAGAAACUUCUGGGUCAGGAUUUCUCAAAGUUCAAGACACUAAAACCAAGUCUAAUGGCUUCCUUGGAUAAACUCCUGGCUACAGACAUAGCAAACCUGGUGCCUUUACUGCAACAACACGAAGUGAGGAAGAAAUCCCUGCCCGGUGUAUUGGAUGGCGAAUUUCUGGGAACAUUCAGGCCAGAGCAUUACAAGAAGGAUCCUUUCAAAGAACUCUCCAGAGAUGACGAGAGCAGUGAUGCAGAUUUUGAUGAGUGGGUCGUGGAGAAGUACAAGCCAAAGUACGAUGAGAUUUUCUACAACCUCAGUCCAAAUGAAGGCAAACUGAGCGGAACCAAAGUCAAAGAGUGGAUGACGACCACGCUUCUGCCUAACUCUGUGCUAGCUCAAAUCUGGAGGCUGUCGGAUGUGGAUGGUGAUGGCAUGCUGGACAAUGAGGAGUUUGCUUUAGCAGUCCACCUUAUUGAGGGAAAACUGGAGGGACACUGGCUUCCCAGAGAGCUGCCUUCUCACCUUGUGCCGCCGUCAAAACGGCUAAAAACAGGCAGCAAGGAAGAGUGAACAUGACAGUGAAGGGAAAUGUCAUUUCAAUCAUUUUCUAAAUAUGACUUAAUCUGAAAAUAGCAGUUUUAAUAUUAAAAAAACAAACCUAAGAGGUCAUUGUGAUCACAAAGCUCAGUAGGAGGUGUUGCCCUACUCUUCGUAUUUUAAUCAUCAUGACACAAAAACAAAAAACGAUGUUUGGCUACAUUUUUCAAAUCAUUUGAACUCAGUUCACUUCUGCAUUUUGCAUGAAAACCAUGCAGCAGUAAUUAUAAUACUGUAAUAAUGGAAUUUUCCUUCAGGUUAUGUUUGUUACCCAUAAAUUGUAUAAUCAGAAUGUUUUUUCUCAUUGAUAGCAUUUAACAUAUAAAGAUGAUAUGCCAGUA